AUGGGGCCGGCGGACAUGGUCUACACAGUGUUGCAGUGCACGACUACAGUGUUUCAAUUGUUACGGCUUGUUCCUUUGUUGAAGUUCAAAUCGGCCAGCCUUGUGUGCGAACAGGAGCGUGCCAAGGAGCUGUCUGAGCCAGAGGACCAGGACUACAAUGGCAUGGGGGGGCGCACUGCUCGUGUUACUCUGAUACUAGCAACUGGGCUAAUAUUUAGCACAGUCAUUCCACUCAUUUUACCAUUGACAUGCUUGUUUUUCUUCAUCAGCCGGUUCACCUAUGGAUACUUGAUGGCUUUUGCAGAGACCAAGAAGGUUGAUUUAGGAGGCGUCUUCUGGUGCCAGGCACUCAAGCAUAUGCAGAACAGCAUGUUGAUAUAUGUUGUCAUGAUGUCUGGCAUCUGCUACAUGCAGGCAGCAACGUGGUACCCUUUCUGGAUUUCGGUCUCCAGCAUGGCGUACUGCUACACAGCUCGAAUGUCGUUCGAAUACGAUUUGCUUUGGGAGAGCUUACCCUUCAAGAAGGUUGUGGAGGCCAGCGAUGAGAGUGCCACUGUAUCUACCCAGCGUGGGUAUGUUCAGAAGGAGCUCGAGGAUCUGAUGCAGGACUCCAAGAGCCCGAACUGA
Prorocentrum cordatum is the source of this 627-nucleotide messenger RNA. The record is from the annotation of a GenBank genome assembly. NCBI's taxonomy places the organism in Eukaryota, Dinophyceae, Prorocentrales, Prorocentraceae.